Molecule: messenger RNA, 2283 nt
Organism: Lentinula edodes (shiitake mushroom)
Lineage: Eukaryota; Fungi; Basidiomycota; Agaricomycetes; Agaricales; Omphalotaceae
Product: WD40-repeat-containing domain protein
Exons: 4
Coding region: 1-2283 (760 amino acids)
Biological process (GO): maturation of SSU-rRNA from tricistronic rRNA transcript (SSU-rRNA, 5.8S rRNA, LSU-rRNA)
Cellular component (GO): nucleolus
Molecular function (GO): protein binding
Source: RefSeq, a predicted model, not a curated record
AUGUCUACCUCCGACAAAUCAAAAAAGAAUCAGACGAAACAGUCAAAAAGCCGGCCUAUUGCUACUUCGACUAUCUCUCAGCCGGUAGUCGAAGAUUCAUCGUCCCUUACUGCUCUUUCUUCCUUUUCUUCGAAAGGAAAUCUCUUUGCUUAUCUCUCCCUCGCGGUUGACAAGCAUCGGUUACGCAUCUAUGACCCCGCAACCGGGCAAUCUGUAGCAGAACACAUCGUGAAUUCUGCUCGAGUCUCUUCAUUGUCAUGGCAUCAUCUUUCAACAGUUAUUAGCUCUACUGGGUUACCUCCAAGCAAGAAAAAGCGCAGAAAAAGUCAGGCUCCAGAAUACGCCCAGUCAGGAUCAACCCAAACGGUUGCAUUGGGUCUGUCGGAUGGGUCUGUCGUGUUCUUUUCACCGACGCACGGUCGAGUGCUUUCAACACUUUCACAUCCCUCGAGCACUUCUGCAAUACUCUCAUUAGUAGGGGAAGAGCACAGCAGAGAUGGUUCAUCUAAUGUAUGGACAUCUGGUGCGGACGGAGUAAUUCGUCUGUGGAAUGUUCACAGAAACGAGAUGAGAGGGAGCUGGAAAAAUGAUGACCGGAUACCGUAUACCUCUAUGACCCUCAGACCUUUACCCGACAAUGAGAACCCAGAGCUCCUCGUCGCACACCACUCCAUCCGAUUACUUUCCAUCGAGUCUGAUCUCGCAAAUCAGAAACCUAAAGAGUUGGCCUCCUUCACAGGUCAUGCAUCCUCUAUCAAAAUGCUGCAAUGGGAUACCUCUGCAUCCCCUUGUCGCCGCUUCGUAUCCAUGGCAGAAAAUGACCGCGUUAUAUCGCUUUGGGAGGUUCCUUCAGAUGAUUUGACCACGAGCAAAAUGGUCGCGUCAGUCCAGUUAGACUCAGACGCUCGCUACGUUUCGCUAUCCACGUCUACAUCCACCCUUUUAACUUUGGCUGCUUCAGGCAAAGUAUCCGUAUAUCCGAUACCUGACGAACUGGUCCCAUCAGCGAGCUCGAAUCGCACACAACAUAAAAUACCUACUCUUCUUCCUCGAUCAACUCUUUUCGUUUCCUCUAAAGGAAACUCUUCCCACCUGGUCGCAAGUUCAUUUGUUGAGGGUUCGUCCCGAAGUAUUCGCGUUGUGCGAAUUGCAGGGGGCGUCAGACCUGUUUUCAACGUUCUCGAUUGCCAAGAUGAGGAUGGAAAUUUUAUCCCAGAGGUUGUAAUACCAGAUAUUAGUCUGAAUGCAAUGUCUGAAUCCCGUCAGGGAGUUCCCAACAAACGGUACACCGAAUCUUUGGCGGCGGUAGGGUCUGGCGUUGAUCUUGGUCAGGAUGAAAAUUUGGACAACUUGAAUGUCCAAAAUGUUGAGGGUCACCUUGAUGUAGAUAUAGCUGAACUGAGUUUAGGACAGCGUCUUACAGCUGUUUCUGGCGCGGAUGAUGUCCAGCGGGACAGCGAUUCAGAACCAUCGUCGAACAAGAAGCAAAAGUCCAAAAGCACUCAAGAUGGACUUUCCGUGGUACCAGCAGCCUCUCUAACGCGGACAUUAAUUCAAGCCCUGCAUUCAUCUGAUUCAAGGUUAAUGGAGACAUGUUUAGCUCAUUCCGAUACUACCUUGAUACGAAAUACCGUGCGGAGGCUUCCUCCCCAGCUUGCGGUGCCACUUAUCACGGCUUGCGUAGAAAGGUUAGGGCGAGGUGCAAGGGCGGGGAACAUGAAAGGCGGAGGUGGUGGUGCAAGUUCUCAGAGAGGUACCGGACUCCUUAUCUGGGUAAAGACGGUACUGUCUGUCCACGGUGGACAUCUAAUGACUAUGCCCGACCUAGUAGCUCGUUUGUCGGGUCUUCACUCGAUCCUUACAUCUCGCCUCACUCUACAAGACAGUUUACUGUCCCUGAGUGGUCGGCUGGACAUGGUGCUUUCACAGAUAGAGAUGCGAUCGUCGACUGCACCAGCUCCUAUCGCACUAAGAUCGGCAAAAUCGUCAUCUGUGGCAAGAACUGUCGAGAAGACGCACUACGUGGAAGGAGAGAGCGAGGAUGAAGAUCCUCGAAUGGACGUGGAGGUUGAAGUGGAUAGUGGUAACGAAGAUGCCGAUAUCGAAGAUAUCGAACUUGGAGGAAGCAGUCAGGAGGAAUCCGAGGAAGAGGAAGAAGAAGAGGAAGAUGAUGAUGAUGAGGAGGAGGAGGAUGACGACGAAGAAGACCCUACAAUGAACGGAUUCAUUGAUGACGAAGCAGAAGAAGAGUUUACUGACGAAGAAGGGGAUGAAAGUGAAUAG